This is a messenger RNA of Penicillium pulvis, 1938 nucleotides long. Its product is annotated as putative glucan 1,4-alpha-glucosidase. The coding region runs from base 1 to 1938 and encodes 645 amino acids. Gene Ontology annotation, molecular function: glucan 1,4-alpha-glucosidase activity; starch binding. The transcript is spliced from 5 exons. The record is from RefSeq and is a predicted model, not a curated record. Lineage: Eukaryota; Fungi; Ascomycota; Eurotiomycetes; Eurotiales; Aspergillaceae. Gene Ontology annotation, cellular component: fungal-type vacuole. Gene Ontology annotation, biological process: polysaccharide catabolic process.
AUGGCUUCUCGUAUCUUGACUGCGCUAUGCGCGCUGACUUUGGGCCACACAGCCAUGGCCAUCCCUCAAUGGUUGGCGCCGCGAGCAACCACCAGUGUGUCGAGCUGGUUGGCCACUGAGACCACUGUCGCUAGAGCAGGCAUCCUCGAUAAUAUUGGAUCCGCGGGCGCAUAUGCUGGGAGUGCAGACUCCGGCAUCGUCAUUGCCAGUCCUAGCACGGAUAGUCCUGAUUACUAUUAUACAUGGACUCGUGACUCGGCUUUGACGUUGAAAUGCCUGAUCGAUCUGUUCAAGGACGGCGACACAGACCUUCUCGACGUGAUCGAGGAGUACAUUGACGCUCAGGCAUACAUUCAGACCGUUUCCAACCCAUCCGGUUCUCUCUCUGCCGGAACUGGACUUGGUGAGCCCAAGUUCAAUGUUGAUGAGACUGCCUAUACUGGAUCCUGGGGACGUCCUCAGCGUGAUGGCCCUGCUCUCCGUGCUACUGCGCUGAUUGCCUUUGGCCAGUGGUUGGUGAGCAAUGGCUAUACAACAACGGCAACGAAUAUCGUAUGGCCGAUUGUCCGCAAUGAUCUAUCCUAUGUGGCCGAGUAUUGGAAUCAGACAGGAUAUGAUUUGUGGGAGGAAGUUUCUGGGUCCUCUUUCUUUACCAUCGCUGUUCAGCACCGUGCUCUGGUGGAAGGCAGUAAGUUCGCCGCCUCAGUUGGCUCGUCUUGCUCGUACUGCGACUCCCAGGCCCCUCAGGUCCUCUGCUUCCUGCAGUCCUUCUGGACCGGAUCAUACACCUUGGCCAAUUUUGGCAGCAGUCGCACGGGCAAGGAUGCCAACACCCUUUUGGGUAGCAUCCACACGUUUGAUCCCGAGGCAGCCUGUGAUGACACCACUUUCCAACCGUGCUCUUCUCGUGCAUUGGCAAAUCACAAGGUUGUGACGGACUCUUUCCGGUCUAUCUAUACCCUAAACUCUGGUAUCAGUGCUGGAGUGGCUGUGGCUGUCGGUCGGUACCCCGAGGAUUCGUACUACAAUGGAAAUCCCUGGUUCCUUUGCACCCUCGCAGCGGCUGAGCUCUUGUAUGACGCCUUGUACCAGUGGAAUCGUAUCGGUUCCUUGACUAUCAACAGUGUGUCGUUGGCUUUCUUCACCGAUGUGUACAGCUCAGCCGCCACUGGUACCUAUUCCUCAUCCAGCGCGACAUACUCGUCGAUCGUGAGUGCCGUGAAGACCUACGCAGAUGGAUACGUUAGCAUUGUAGAGAAGUACGCUUCCAGCAAUGGAUCAAUGUCGGAACAGUUUGACAAGUCCAGUGGCUCGCAACUUUCGGCCCGCGAUUUGACCUGGUCCUACGCGGCCUUGUUGACCGCGAACUUGCGCCGUAAUUCCGUCGUCCCCGCAGGAUGGGGCGAGACCUCUGCUAGCAGUGUUCCGGCCACCUGCAGCUCAACUUCGGCCAUUGGUACCUUUAGCUCUGCGACUAACACCGCGUGGCCCACCACCUUGACCAGUGUAUCUGGGUCGGCAACUACGACUGCCACUACCACCGGCACCGGGACCACAACCGCGACCACAACCGCGUCCACAUCUACUACAAAGACGAGCACGAGUACCUCAUGCAGCCUGCCUACCGCAGUCGCUGUGACAUUUGAUUUGAUUGCGACCACUACUUACGGAGAGAAUAUCAAGAUUGCUGGCUCCAUCGCCGCGCUUGGCGAUUGGGACACUGAUGAUGCCGUCGCUCUUAGUGCCGCUGAUUAUACCGAUAGUGAUCAUCUCUGGUUCGUUACUCAGAGUAUCCCGGCUGGAACCGUUUUUGAAUAUAAGUACAUCCGGGUCGAAAGCGAUGGAACCAUUGAGUGGGAAAGUGACCCGAACCGUUCCUACACUGUUCCGGCUGCUUGUGCCACGACGGCUGUGACGGAAAGUGAUACCUGGCGGUGA